AUGGCCUUGGUCAAUAUGGAGAAGCGGCCAAUACAGGAGCGAGCCUAUCAAUUAGAAAUGUUUCGAAGUAGUCUUCAGCAAAACAUCAUUGUCGCAAUGGGCACCGGGACAGGAAAAACGCUCGUGUUUGUAUUUCCAUACGGGUUGACCUUCUUUGACGGCACUGAUACAUGUCCUAGAGCGGUUCUUCGGAUCCAAGAGGCACUGAAUAUGAAUCCAGAUAAGCUUGUGUGGUUCCUCUGUCCUACUAUCGCGCUGUGUGAACAACAAGUCGAGGUUCUCCGGUCCCAUCUGCCUUUCAGCCGCCCUCGAUCAUUCACCGGUAGGGAUCAAGUGGACCAUUGGGGAGAAAAGUCCGUCUGGGAUGCCGCUCUGAAUGGCGUUCGAGUCGGAGUCUCGACCCAUCAGGUCCUGUUGGACGCCUUGACUCACGGGUUCCUAAUAAUGAAUCGGCUUUCAUUGCUGGUAUUUGACGAAGCUCACCAUUGUACAAAUAACAGUCCGGCAAACAGAAUCAUGAAAAUUUUCUAUCACCCCUACAAAAAAGCGAUGCCAGCCUGCUUGCCUCGGAUACUGGGUCUGUCUGCCUCUCCAGUCCAUACAGAUAUACUUAGCAUCCAGAAGCUGGAGAGCGAUCUCGAUAGCAGAUGCAUGGCGCCACACCGACAUUACAAGGAGCUUUUAGAUUUCACGAAUCGCCCUAAAGUGAGCAUCUAUCGUUUCUUGGAAAAUGAUAGACUCAACCGGACAGCCGAGCCCCAUAUAUUAAGUCAGCUGCGUGAACUUACUAAUCACGCAGGUAAGUAUCAUCAUCCGUCGAUGACUUCGCAGCUUCGCCGGUUUGUCCAAACAUCGGAGGCUUUAAAUAACGAGUUGGGCAGCUGGGCAGCGGCCGAGUACAUCUUCAAUUCCAUCAAGAAAUUCAAAGAGCACAAACGCUCUCAUGCUGAGAUAGACUGGUCCCUUAGUACAGUUCAAGACUUCACCAUGCAGACACUUUGCGAACUUGGCCCGCUGGAGCAGCCCCAACCACCUACCGCUUCCCAUGGUUUCUCUCCCAAAUGCCGGGGACUGCUCGAGAUCCUGUCGCGGGCAGUGGAUCGUGAUAUCCAAGGGCUAAUCUUUGUGUCUCGGCGGGCCACAGCAAUAGCUCUCAUUUCAUUGAUCGAGCACCAUACUACCAUCAGAGAUCACUUCCGCUGUGGGACUUUUGUCGGCAUGUCUAAUAUGAGGGGCAUGACAGGCCUUGGAGAGUGGCGCGAUGAUACCCGCUGUCAGGAUGAGACGCUGAAAAUGUUCCGUAUGGGAGCGCUGAACCUGAUAAUAACUACUAGUGCCUUAGAAGAAGGAAUUGAUAUCCCGGCAUGUGAUACUGUCAUAAGCUUCAAUCGACCUCUUAGUCUGAGGUCCUUUGUCCAGAGACGUGGACGAGCUCGCAAACCUCAAUCUACCUUCAUUGUCUUUGCAGAUGACGAGCAGGAAGAGGAGCAGUUGGGGGUCAUGAUAGAUAGAGAAGACGAGCUGGCACGGGUGUGCCAAGAUGUGACACGAGCUUUACCCAAGUCACCGCCCGAGGAACGCUGUAAUUUGUCAAUGAAAGUGAAGAGCACAGGCGCUGAGCUGAGUAUGUCGGAUGCUGUAAUUCAUCUAGACAUCUUUUGUGCAAAGCUGUUACGACAACCAUAUGUCACCAACCAACCUCUUUACAACUAUCGAGAGAGUCCCGAUGGCCAGGUUCAAGCCACAGUCCUCCUACCCAGUGCCCUCUAUCCCUCCCUCCAAGAAACAGACGGCUUACACUGGUGGGCCAGUAAGAAACAUGCCAAGGCCGACGCUGCACUGCAAGCGUACAAGGCCCUUCGGGGAGCAGGUCUUGUAAAUGACCAUCUACUACCCACCAAGCCCGCCGACCUCAUCGACCCAGCAUUCUCAACUUGCAAACGAGUUCAUCUUCUACCGGAGCAAAUCCACCCUUGGUCAGAGGCGGCUGCUCAAUGGAAUUCUGGCGGGAGAAACCUCUACGCUCAUCGUCUACAAAUUGAACGCCCGGGAAUCAACACCCUCGAGCUGAUGAUGAUAAUUCCUCUACAGAUUCAGAGACGGAUUUCCUUUCCCUUAUUCUCAGAUGGCGAGACCAUAGUGAUGGUACACCUGUGGCCGGGCUCACUUGUUGCCGCUGACGAUGAAACUAUUAUACUCUACCAUCGAGUCACCCGUCUGAUUCUCCAGUCCAUACAUGGACAUCUGCUACAACCCCAGCAUCAGAUGGAUUUUAUUAUGAGCUUUGUUCCCGAUGCCACACCAGCUGCGAUGCAACAGUUCUUGGAGACAUACUCUGGCAGCAUCCGCUUAGAUGAGGCUUUGGAGAAUGCAAAUCGCACCGGGCUACCGGGACUUAUCCGUAGUACCACGCGGUAUUUCCAUCCAUAUAUCAUGAACUCCUGGCCCUUGGAGUCCCACGACAGUCUUGAUUACCUUCAGACAUACAUACAUGCCCUACCUCGGAGGCGAAAUUUUCUGUCUCGUUUCCCGCUCGAAGGUUCAAGGCCCCUUCGCCCGGUGACGGACCAUGAGGCCCGAAACACGCUCCCAGAACUUCAGGGGCUAACAAUGGACCGACUACCCCUCUCAUGGGCAAAUCUUUCUCUCUACAUUCCCAGCAUCACCUAUGAGCUCGGUGUAUAUUUGGUGACCGAACAACUGCGGGAGCAAGUCUUAUCAGACAUGACCUUUCGCCGGAUAGGUCUCCUUUCCCGGGCAAUCCGGCCCACCUGCUCUGAGAGACCGGGUCAGUUCCGGCGGUUGGCCUUUGUAGGUGCUACUUUUCUCAAAUAUAUUACCAGCGAGCAGAUCUUCCUGCAUCACCCCACUUGGCACCAAGGGCUACUAUCUAAGCUCAAGGAUACUGUUAUAUCGGACCGGGGACUGGCUCAAGCAGCCAAGAUGUGUGGACUUGGGAAAUUCCUCAUCACAAAACAGUUUAACGGCAAGAAAUGGAAGCCUGAGUUGAUUUCCAGCCUUUUGUCGCUGCCACGCUCUGGAGAAUCGCGGAAGGUCAGCGCCAGGACGCUAGCCGAGAUGGUCAGAGCGAUCGUUGGCGCGGCAUAUAUGGAUGGCGGCAACAAACAAGCAGCAGGCUGUGCCAUUGCUAUUGUACCAGCAAUCAAAACCUGGCAUGCUGCAGUACUGAGUGAUGGAAGCUAUAAGCAGACUAGGCCAAGUCCCGUGAUCUCGUACUCUUCGCCCAUGCACGAGAUGGAACAACUGAUUGGGUACACUUUUACAGACCGCAGCUUGCUGGUGGAGGCCGUAACACAUCCUUCUCACUACGCGUCUGGGCUACCUCGAACCAGUGCCUAUGGACGAUUGUCCUUCUUGGGCAAUGCGGUGCUCGAGCAAGUGGUGACUGAGACUCUGAUUCAUUCUUCGAACCGGAAUCUGAGAGUGGAACGUUUGCAAAGCCUGCGAGCUGCCGUCACUAAUCACCUCUUCUUGACAUUCCUAUGCCUGGAGUUCAAUAUGGAAGUUGACCACCGCGCCAGAGACGUCACUCGGCCGAAUCACAGCCGGACGGUGGAGACCCCGGAUGAGUUCUAUCUUUGGACAUAUCUGCGGUCACACAGCCUCGAACUUACCACUGCCCUCGGUAAAUUUCGAUCAGCAUCCCGGCGCGACUGCUGGAAGAUUCAACGAGCCUUCCUAAAGAAAUCCCAAUAUCCUUGGGCUGAGCUGUCCGCGAUGGAAGGCCAUGCUGUCCUGGGAGAUAUUGUUCAAAGUGUGUUGGGGGCGGUAUUCGUGGAUUCUGGAGCGAGCUUGCCGGACUGCCAGCGUCUGACUGACAGAAUGGGGAUUCUCCCCCGUGUGAAGCAAUUUCUUCACGAUGAUAUCGUAACGGAUCAUCCCAGGAUCCUCGUACAGAAGCUAUAUCCGGGGACAAAGAUCUCUUAUCAAGGCUAUACCAUGCCCGCCUCAGACAACCCUUUCUGCUGUGCGAUCUGGGUGGACGACAAGAAAAGUGUUGAUCUCCAGGGAUUCACCAACACAGGUGCUGCCAUGAUUUCUGCCUUUCUAGCUGUGAAUCGGCUUUUACAAGAGAGACCCUAG
This is a messenger RNA of Penicillium robsamsonii, 4104 nucleotides long. Its product is annotated as ATP-dependent helicase dcl2-2. The transcript has 6 exons. NCBI's taxonomy places the organism in Eukaryota, Fungi, Ascomycota, Eurotiomycetes, Eurotiales, Aspergillaceae. Gene Ontology annotation, cellular component: RISC complex; cytoplasm; nucleus. The record is from RefSeq and is a predicted model, not a curated record. Bases 1 to 4104 code for a protein of 1367 amino acids. Gene Ontology annotation, molecular function: ATP binding; RNA binding; ribonuclease III activity. Gene Ontology annotation, biological process: siRNA processing.